Dujonia railenensis is the source of this 2121-nucleotide messenger RNA. The record is from the annotation of a GenBank genome assembly. Lineage: Eukaryota; Fungi; Ascomycota; Pichiomycetes; Serinales; Debaryomycetaceae.
AUGUCCACGUCCACAAACUCCAAAAAUACGAUUAGCUCUCUGAAGGGACCAGACCCUCAGACUUCGAUCGCCACUGAGAGAGCCAACAGCAAGUUUAGUCCAACAGAAAUGCACUAUUUCUUGGAAGGAUCAGUUGAAAGAGCCGAAUUAAAUAAAACCAUGAUACAACAAAUGGAAAGAGAUCCAAUUUUGGCUGCUAGUUCCAAGGAUUACGAUUUAGGAAAGGCUGAGCAAAGAGAGUUGACUGCUUUAAAAAUCGCUAGAAUUGCACAAUACUUGGAAAACGAAUCAUUUGAUGAUUUCAACAAGAGAUUGUCCUUGGUUGGUGUUUUCGACCCACAAGUUGGUACCAGAAUCGGGAUUAACUUGGGUUUGUUCUUAUCUUGUAUCAGAGGUAACGGUACUUUUGAACAAUUGAACUACUGGGCUAUGAUGAAGGAAACUGCUUACUUGAAGGGUAUUUACGGUUGUUUCGGUAUGACCGAAUUGGCCCACGGUUCUAACGUUGCAGGUUUAGAAACCACUGCUACUUUUGACCAAGAAAAUGAUGAAUUUGUCAUUAACACUCCUCAUAUUGGUGCCACCAAGUGGUGGAUUGGUGGUGCUGCUCACAGUGCUACUCAUUGUUCAGUUUACGCCAGAUUGAUCGUUCACGGACAAGAUUACGGUGUUAAGACUUUUGUUGUCCCAUUAAGAGACUCCAACCACGACUUAAACCCAGGUAUCACUGUUGGUGAUAUUGGUGCUAAAAUGGGUAGAGAUGGUAUUGAUAAUGGCUGGAUCCAAUUUUCAAACGUUAGAAUCCCAAGAUUCUUCAUGUUGCAGAAAUUCUGUAAAGUUACCAGAGAAGGUGAUGUCACUUUACCACCAUUAGAACAAUUAGCCUACUCUGCUUUGUUAGGUGGUAGAGUCAUGAUGGUUUUGGAUUCUUUCAGAACUUCUGCUAGAUUCUCCACCAUUGCCUUAAGAUAUGCUAUAGGAAGAAGACAAUUUAAAUCAAACUCAAAGAAUGCAUUAGAAACUCAGUUGUUGGAUUACCCAUUACAUCAACGUCGUUUAUUACCAUUCUUGGCUUUGUCUUAUGUUUUCUCCGCCGGUGCCUUGAAGUUGGAAUCUACUAUUACUGAAACCUUGGAUGAAUUGGAUUCUGCUGUUGAAGCUGAAGACAUGGGAGGUAUUAUGAAGUCCAUUGAUGCCAUGAAGUCUUUAUUCAUCGAUUCAGGUUCAUUAAAGUCUACCUGUACUUGGUUGACUGCUGAUGUUAUUGACCAAUGUAGACAAGCUUGUGGUGGUCACGGUUACUCCUCUUACAACGGUUUUGGUAAGGCUUACAAUGACUGGGUUGUCCAAUGUACCUGGGAAGGUGACAACAAUGUCUUGGCUUUAUCUAUUGGUAAGCCAAUUAUUAAGCACAUCAUCGCUGUCUUGGAAAAUGACAAGAAGGUUAAGGGUUCAGUCUCUUUCUUAACUGACACAAAGCAAUUCUUGGAUAACAAGCCAGUUUUAACUCAAAAGGAUGAUUUGAAAGACCCACACAAGGUUUUGCGUGCCAUUGAAGUUGCUAUAAUCAGACUUGGUGUUCAAGCCGUCAAUGUAUUGAAGGCCAAUGAUGGAAACUUUGACUUCACUGGUGCCGAAUCCGUUGCCAUUUCUAAGUUAAAGGCUCACCACUACUUAUUAACUGAGUACUUGCACAGAAUUGACAUUAACGAAAACAAGGCAUUGAACCCAUUCUUGACUACUUUAGCUCAAUUAUACACUUCUUCUAUUGUCUUAGAAAAGUUCUCUGGUGAAUUCUUGGCCUACAGUGUCAUUCCAACCGAACUUGCUGCUUACAACGGUUCUACCCUCAUCCCAGAAUUAUGUCAAAAGAUUAGACCAGAUGUGAUUGCUUUAACUGACUCUUUCCAAUUAUCUGAUAUGAUGAUUAAUUCCGGUAUCGGUCAAUACGAUGGUAACAUCUAUGAAAACUAUUUCAACAUUGUUAAGAAGAACAACCCAGAAUUCAACACUAAGGCUCCAUACACUGAUAAGUUAGUUGCCAUGUUGAACAGAGGUUCCAAGAAUGACAGAGAAAGAGAUGAAAAGAGUGAAGCAUCUGCUGCUAUUUUAUCUAAGUAG